UUGUGUUCAAUAAACGGAGCCCACACGUCCUCUCAAGUUACUGAGUUUUUGUCCAAAAAGAGCGACUCUAAUCGCCCUACACCUCUUCCCGAUACAAUGGCACGGUGACACAAUGUAGCGCCUUGUUAGCACGAUGGGACAGAAAACUUCAAAACUGCUAACUAACCGGGUUAUGACAAUAUAGUCACGCCGGCAUACAAGUCAACGUCAACCGCUAGAGGUCAUCAAAUUUUAAUGUCUGUGUGUGUAUGUGUGAUGCUGAGGAGGAGGAGGCUCAGGCUGGAAGAGUGUUGGUCAAACAGCAGUGGAAGACUGAGUAGGAGGACGAGGAUGAUGAAGAUGUUUACACUGCUGGGUGUCGUAUGGAUUCACGUGAUUGUCAGCGUCACCUGUCAUUACAGCUGCAACGCUCCUCUGGUGUCCACGCUGCCUCGGUCGUCUUUCAGUAGCUCGUCGCAGGCAUCCUCUGGCAAUGCUUCCCACUCUGCCAAGAUGGACACUAGAGAUGCUGCCGUGUUGUCUAGGAGGGGCAAGUUGGUCUCUUGCAGAGAUGGACCACACCCCCUGGUUGCAGCUGGACCUCAGGGAGCCAAUGGAGGUAACGGCGGUGGCCACACAGGGGCGUGUCAGCAGGUAUCGCCUCUUUUACGGCGACACACCUCAGACCCUGAAGGAAUACCUACAGGACGACAGCCACUUCUUGACAAACGCAGAUGCUCAGGCGGCUGUCCUCGUCAAACUGGCGCCACCACCGAGGUGUCGCUUCUUGCGCUUUGUCCCUCUGGAAUGGACUUCCAGUGACGGGCUGGGCCUGCUCGUGGAUGUGUUUGGCUGCUCCUACAAGUCGCACGUAGCUGACUUUGACGGCCACAGUGCUCUACUGUACCGCUUCAAGCAGAAAUCAGUGUCCACGGCUAAAGACGUCAUCUCGCUGAGGUUCAAAAGCCGACAGGCUGACGGCGUGCUUCUUCAUGGUGAAGGUCGCCGUGGGCACUUCAUCACGCUGGAGCUGCGGGCAGCCAGACUGGUCCUUCACCUCAACUUGGAUAGCACGAGUGAUGGCCGAGUCGGGAGCGAGGUGGCCGGGACCGUGGGAAGUCUUCUGGACGACGAGCGGUGGCACUGGGUGGCGAUAGAGCGCCUCAACAAGCAGGUGAAGGUCAGCGUAGACCGCCACACUCAGAGCUUCGAGACCCGAGGCCAGGGGGAGUCGCUGGAGGUGGACUAUGAGCUGAGCUUCGGAGGCAUUCCUCUGCCUGGCAAGCCCGGAACUUUCCUAAGAAGGAACUUUGAGGGCUGCAUGGAGAAUGUCUACUACAAUGGCAUCAAUGUUAUCGACCUGGCUAAAAGACGCAAACCUCAGAUGUACACCGUGGGCAACAUCACCUUCUCAUGCUUGCGACCUGAGCGGACGGCAUGCACCUUCGUCAGCUCCAACAGCAGCUUUCUGUGGCUGCCGUCAGCCCUCCAGACCACCAUUGGUGGAGGGGACUUCUCCAUUCGCUUCCAGUUUAGAACUUGGAACCCAAACGGGCUGCUGCUUGCCACUGGACUUGGAGUGAUGCAAUGGAAGCUGCGAUUGCACAUCUCCAACGGUCAGCUGCUCCUAGGCAAUGCUGCCACAGGCCCCCGGGUCAAUGACGGACUGUGGCAUUGGCUGAGCAUGGACUACAGGGGUCUGCGGCUGGUUCUGACUCUGGACCUCCAGCCAAUCAUCACCAUGCGACAGCCCCACCCACUUGAGCCCAACGGAGGGUUCUUCUUUGGGGGAUGCGGGGCAUCCGGCUGCCAGAGUCGGAGUUUGUCGUUCCAGGGCUGCAUCAGGCUGCUGUCCAUUGACCGGAGGCCUGUCAAGCUGAGCCUCGUGCGGCGAAACUUGCUGGGAAACUUCUCAUCUCUGAACUUUGACACCUGCCACAUCCGAGACCGGUGUCUUCCUAACAUGUGCGAACACGGCACCUCGUGUACACAAACAUGGAACCAUUUCAACUGCGAUUGUUCUGGAAGUGGAUACGCCGGAGCUACGUGUCACCACUCCAUCUUUGAGCCAUCCUGCGAGUCGUACAAACUCAGCGGUGGCUCGUCGGGCUUCUACUUCAUUGACACGGAUGGCAGCGGCCCACUGGGGCCCACACGGGUAUACUGCAACAUGACAGACGACCAAGUGUGGACGGUGAUGAGUCACAACGUCACACUUCCUGUCCGAAUCAGUGACUCUACACACAAGCCUCACGUUAUGAAGUUUAACUACAGCGCAUCGCCCCAACAACUGCGUGCCAUCGUGAUGGCGUCUGAGCAGUGCCGACAGGAAGUGGUAUUCUUUUGCAAAAAGUCUCACCUCUUCAUCACCGAAGAUGGAAGGCCGCUGUGCUGGUGGGUGGACCAACAUGGGGAAAGGAGGACUUUCAGGGGCAGCUCCAACGACAUUUGGUCCAAGAACUCGGAGGUCCUGUCCCACAAAGAGCACCUCCCGUUAAGCAUCGUCAUUGUCGACGACUCUCAAGCCGUUUACAGCGUGGGCCCUCUGCUUUGCCAUGGAGACAGGCAUCUUUGGAACAUGGCGUCCUUCUACCAGGAAGGGGCCUACCUCUGCUUCCCACCCCUACAAGCCACACAGACCUUUGAUAUCAAUUUCUACUUUAAGACCGCUGCUCCGUCUGGGAUCAUUCUGGAUUCUGGGGAUCAGAAAGACUUGAUCCGUGUGGAACUCAGCUCUCCUUCUGUAGUGACGAUGUCGUUCAGCGCAGCGGUGGUGUCCGUCAAGUCCCACCUCCCAUUGAAUGAUGGCCAGUGGCACUACGUGAGGGCGGAGCGUAACGUAAAGGAGGCAUGGCUGCAGGUGGACCAACUUCCUGUGGUCUUCAUGGAGGCACUGAUUGAUAGAGCUGCACACCUCGGCCUUGGCGGGAAUUUCUUUGUAGGGGGAGCGCCGUAUGGUCCACAAAGCUUCUUAGGCUGCAUCAGGUCUCUGACAGUCAACAGCGUAACCUAUGACCUGCAAGAGAGGGCCAAGAAGGCACCCGGCGUGAGCCCCACAUGUCACGGUUACUGCGAUGGUUCAAGCGUUGUUUGUCACAACCACGGACGUUGCGUUGAAAAGAGCGAUGGCUUCACCUGUGACUGCUCGCGCUCAGCAUACGCUGGGUUGCUGUGCAAUGAUGAGGUGGCGCUGUCCUUUGACAAGGAGACGUCAAUAACCUACACCUUUUCACCGGAGAACCAUCAAAAGUCGCCAAAACUGUCAGAGGGUGGUGAGCCCAGAGCCAGAGAGGAUGUGACUUUCAGCUUCGUCACCUUGCAGAGACCCGCCAUGUUAAUGAGCAUCAAAAAUGACAGGAUGCACUACAUAGCUGUCCUUCUUGCUGGCGACGGAAGUCUACGUGUGUGGUAUGGCCUGCAGAGCGACGGGAAGCCUGAGGUCUUUAGUCCUGCGUCCAGUAGCCUGGCUGACGGGCGACCCCACCGUGUCAGAAUCCUUCAUGAGAGCAAAAUAGUCUGCGUGCAGGUGGACCAGGAAGUGAACAAGAAGUUCAUUCUGGAAUCCAAUGCUGAGCCGAUACUCAUCACGACAAUGACUUUGGGAAAGGUCACAUUAGAUAAGUCACUCCCCCUGGAGGUGAUCUCAGCCGGCCAGGCGGGUUUUGUAGGCUGUCUGUCAUCGGUCCAUGUUAAUCAUGUGGCCCCCCUGAAGGCGGCGCUGUUGCAGAGAGGUGUCUCUCCGGUUGAAGUCCGUGGUGCACUUGUGUCCAGAUGCUCCAUUGCGUCGCACAAUCUGAAAGAGCAGACCACCAGCACCACGGCAAGUAAAGAUGGCGGUCAGAAGGAGACCGGGCUUGUCACAGGGUGUGUGGUGGCACUUGUUCUCACCGCUGCCUGCCUGCUCACCGCCAUAAUCCGCCUCCUCUACCGCUGCCGUGCCCAAAGCUAACAAAGGGGCAGAUCUUAGGGCGAAGCUUCACAUGCACAACUGGAAAGGCUACCACAUCACCAAGAGCUGCAGAACAUUCUGAAAGUUCAGUUUGAUGUUUUUGUAAACGAGUUAGCCACCUUCUCAUUACAACGGUCUCUCCAUGUUAAUGCAAAGUUAAAGUAAAUUAAUUUCAAUUUAUUUAUAGAGCACAAGUCAUACAAAAGAUAAUUUAAAGUAGGCUAAAAUCACCUCAUAAAAUUAUUACAUAAAAACAAAAUAAUUCCAAAAUCAUUACAUACAAUUCUAUAAUCAUUGCAUCAAACAAAAAUUUAAAGGCAGCAGACUUUGUGAAGAUUUAUAUUUGUUUCAUUUUUAAAACAUUAGGCCAUGAGUGUACAUAGCAUGUGAA
Molecule: messenger RNA, 4319 nt
Organism: Doryrhamphus excisus (bluestripe pipefish)
Lineage: Eukaryota; Metazoa; Chordata; Actinopteri; Syngnathiformes; Syngnathidae
Source: RefSeq, a predicted model, not a curated record